Molecule: messenger RNA, 3992 nt
Organism: Perca flavescens (yellow perch)
Lineage: Eukaryota; Metazoa; Chordata; Actinopteri; Perciformes; Percidae
Product: NACHT, LRR and PYD domains-containing protein 12-like
Exons: 11
Coding region: 224-3211 (995 amino acids)
Molecular function (GO): protein binding
Source: RefSeq, a predicted model, not a curated record
UCUUUGUCCCAAAGCGCAAUUUGUAUACAGCAAGAAUAUGAAGAAUAUACAAAACAAACCACACAACAGUUAACAGAAGUGUGAAGAGAACAGGAAGAGGAAACUGAAGGCUGAGGCAGGGUGAGAGGUGGAGCUGUGACGCUUCAGAAAAACCAACUCACCUGAGUUGUUCUCUGUCAACUCUUUGGACUGUUUGAAGAAACUACUGACUUCAGAUCAGAAGAUGAGUGAUUUGGAGGAAGAGGAGGACGGAGCAGAGUCUGUAGUAUCUGGCUGUCAGUCUAUGAAGAGUAACUGGUCGAUGCCAGAACCUCUGACCUUCAGUAAAGAACCUGGACCCUCAGACACAAAACUGACUUCAGAUCAGAAGAUGAGUGAUUUGGAGGAAGAGGAGGACGGAGCAGAGUCUGUAGUAUCUGGCUGUCAGUCUAUGAAGAGUGACCGGUCCAAACAUGAACCUCUGAUCUUCAGUAAUGAACCUAGACCCUCAUACACAAAAAAGAGGAAGAGGAGUGAUGUUUGUGAGGAGGAGCAGCCGUCCUGCUGUGCUUUGUGUCAGGAUGUCCUGAAGGAUCCAGUUUCUACCAGCUGUGGACACUGGUUCUGCAGACAGUGCAUCACCUCAUACUGGGACCAGUCUGCUUCAUCAGGAGACUCCUGCUGUCCCCAGUGUGGAGAAAGAUCCAGAACAAUGUACAUUGUUAAACAUAAACAUAAGAUCAGUGUGAAGGGGACAUAUGAACGUGUGACUGAAGGAGCUGAUCAAACAGGAAGUGGAACCCUCCUCAACAGGAUCUUCACUGCGCUCUACAUCACAGACGAAGUGAGUGAAGAAGUUAAUACCCAACAUGAGGUGAGGCAGCUCGAGACAGCUUCCAAGAUGGAGACCCUCCAUGACUCUCCAAUCAAGUGCAACGACAUCUUUAAAGCCUUACCUGGCCAACAGAAACACAUCGGAGUUGUUAUGAUGAUCGGCGUCGCUGGCGUUGGAAAAACCUUCUCAGUGCAGAAGUUCUGUCUGGACUGGGCCGAGGGUUUGGAAAACCAAGAUGUGGAUCUGGUGAUUCCUCUUUCCUUCAGGGAGCUGAACUUGAUCAGAGAUGAGCAGUACAGUCUUCUGGAGCUGCUCCGUGUUUUCCAUCCAACAUUACAGGAGGUCACAGCAGAGCAGCUCGCUGGCUCUAAACUUCUCUUCAUCUUUGAUGGCCUGGAUGAAAGCAGACUUUACCUGGAUUUCAACAACAACGAGGCUGUUUCUGAUGUCACACAGAAGUCAUCAGUCAACGUGUUGUUGACAAACCUCAUCGAGGGGAAGCUGCUUCCCUCGGCUCUCGUCUGGAUAACUUCCCGACCUGCAGCAGCCAAUCAGAUCCCUCCUUUGUGUGUUGACAGGGUAACAGAAGUACGAGGCUUCACUGACGACCAGAAGGAGGAGUACUUCAGGAAGAGAGUCAGUGAUGAAGAGCUGUCCAGCAGAAUCAUCUCCCACAUCAAGUCCUCCAGGAGCCUCCACAUCAUGUGUCUGAUCCCAGUCUUCUGCUGGAUCACUGCUACAGUUCUGGACCACAUGUUGACUACAGACCAGAGAGGAGAGCUGCCCGAGACCCUGACUGACAUGUACUCACACUUCCUGCUUGUUCAGACAAAGAGGAAGAAGCUCAAGUAUGCUGAGGGACAUGAGACGAGUCCACAGGAGCUGACGGAGGCUGACAGGGAAGUUCUUCUGAAGCUGGGGAGGCUGGCGUUUGAACAGCUGAAGAAAGGAAACAUCAUGUUCUACCAAGAAGACCUGGAGCGCUGUGGUCUGGAUGUCACAGAGACCUCGCUGUACUCAGGAGUUUGUUCAGAGAUCUUCAAAAGAGAGAGUGUGAUCUUCCAGAAAACAGUCUACUGCUUCGUUCAUCUGAGUGUUCAGGAGUUUCUGGCUGCAGUCUACCUGUUCCACUGUUACACCACUAGGAACACAGAGGUUCUGGACGACUUCCUGGGAAAAGGCUGGGACUGUGAUAACAGUGACGUGAACGAUGGCAAUGAUAACAAUUACCCAUCCCUGGAUUUCUUCCUGAAGACAGCCAUGGAGAAAUCCCUGAGGAGUAAAAAUGGCCACCUGGACCUGUUUGUCCGCUUCCUUCAUGGCCUCUCUCUGGAGUCCAACCAGAGACUCUUAGGAGGCCUGCUGGGUCAGACAGACAACAGUCCAGAAAUCAUCCAGGGAGCCAUCAACAACCUGAAGGAGAUGAAGACCAAAAUGUCUCCUGACAGAAGCAUCAACAUCUUCCACUGUCUGACGGAGAUGAACGACCACUCAGUCCAUCAGGAGAUCCAAGAGUUCCUGAAGUCAGCGAAUAGAUCAGAGAAGAAACUCUCUGAGAUCCACUGCUCAGCUCUGUCCUACAUGCUGCAGAUGUCAGAGGAGGUUCUGGAUGAGUUGGACCUGAGUCAGUACAACACAUCACCGGAGGGAAAACUGAGACUGGUUCCAGCUGUGAGGAACUGCAGAAAGGCUCAAUUGGUUGACUGCAGUUUGUCAGAGAUCAGCUGUGCUUCUCUGGUCUCAGCUCUGAAGUUCAACCCCUCCCACCUGAAAGAGCUGGACCUGAGCAACAACAAGAACCUGAAGGAUUCAGGAGUGAAGCGUCUGUGUGCUGGAUUGGAGAGUCCAAACUGUAGACUGGAGACUCUGAGAUUGAGGUGGUGCCGUUUGUCAGAGAUCAGCUGUGCUGCUCUGGUCUCAGCUCUGAAGUCCAACCCCUCCCAUCUGAGAGAGCUGGAUCUGAGUUACAACUACAACCUGAAGGAUUCAGGAGUGAAGCAGCUGUGUGCUGGAUUGGAGAGUCCAAACUGUAGACUGGAUACUCUGAGGUUGUCAGAGAUCAGCUGUGCUGCUCUGGUCUCAGCUCUGAAGUCCGACCCCUCCCAUCUGAGAGUGCUGGACCUGGGCAACAACAAGCUGAAGGAUUCAGGAGUGAAGCUACUGUGUGGUUUUCUGGAGAGUCCAAACUGUAGACUGGAGACUCUGAUAUUGUGGGACUGCGGUUUGUCAGAGAUCAGCUGUGCUGCUCUGGUCUCAGCUCUGAAGUUCAACCCCUCCCAUCUGAGAGAGCUGGAGCUGAGGGGCAACAACCUGAAGGAGUCAGACGUGAAGCAGCUGUGUGAUCUGAUGAAGAGUCCAGACUGUAGACUGGAUAAUCUGCAAUGGAGGUCAGAGUGAUCAGAAGGAUGAUGUGUUGGAGGACCAGCUGAGUCCUGAUGAUCCCGAGAGCUUGAAGCAGCAGCAGCACCUCUAACUGGGCCAUGUUACUGGGAGGUAGAGUGGAGAGACUGACUGAGGCUCUGCACGCUUCCACAUUAGCAACGCCACGUGGCCAUGAAAGAAGGAUGUCGGGCAAGUUGAUUGGCCGACAUUAGCCUCUCUGGGUCAGUGACGGGGGCUCUGUCUCCAUCAGAAUCAGCUGACUCAGCAUACGUCAGACUACAGAGUGGAGCCAAGUGUGGAAAGCAUAUGUUUGCUAACAUUUUACAUUAUAUUACAUGUCAUUUAGCUAACGCUUUUAUCCAAAGCGACUUACAAUUGUAUAUAUGUCUCAUGCCUCUGGCCCAAUUAGGGGUUAAGUGUCUUGCUCAGGGACAUCUUGGUUGAUGUAUCACAGUGGGAAUUAUACCUGGUUCUCCCGCACCAAAUGCAUGUGUCAUAUGCACUGCACCAUCACCACAUUUCACACUUUCACAUCAAUGGUGAACUUGACUGUCGUCGCUGCAGGACAGUCACCUGUUUGUCAGAUAAACUUACCUGCACCUCCCGCUGACAAAACCGUUACCUCCCAGUGCCCUUUACCCCCCUCACAGUAACAUCUUCGCUUCUAAAUUAACCGUUAAAAUUUUAAUUAACGUUAAUAGGUGAGGUGAUUACUACGCUGUCCGACAACAGCAACGGUCGAGAUUAGCUUCACACACUCACAAAGGGACCCACACACACACACACAAACACAGAC